Messenger RNA from Haliotis rufescens (red abalone), 3627 nucleotides. RefSeq lists its product as uncharacterized. NCBI's taxonomy places the organism in Eukaryota, Metazoa, Mollusca, Gastropoda, Lepetellida, Haliotidae. The record is from RefSeq and is a predicted model, not a curated record. Bases 577 to 2433 code for a protein of 618 amino acids. The transcript has 18 exons.
GACAAGAUGCCUUCAUCUGAUCUCACUCUCCGCAUAAAAAGCACGCUAGAUCCUUGAACUUGGAUAGUUGGUCGUGCUGUUCACGCUCCUUGGUCCCCGGUACAUGCAGCUGGUGGCAGUAUUCUGCCACCCUUUAGCAGCACCUAGACACUUGGACCCUCGUCUCCUUCCAACAUGUCUGAGACUAUGUGAAGUUGUAUUUGUUUAUGCUGCUACUUCCACUGAUGAUCAUCACGUGUAUUGACAAUGCGCAUCAAUAUGGUAUCGGUGAUAACUAUGCCGAAUCCACCAAGGAACUGAUCCUUCUCUGACAGACUGGCAUUGCUUUUAUCACUACCACCAACAUCGCUUACUUCCCCUUGGUAUUAACAAGGAGGGCAUUAUUCAAGUGAUGCCUGAUAGCUUCUAAAAUAACGUUUGUCAGAAACGGUUCUAUGUGGUUUCUCACAACAUACUGUAGCUGUUUAGCUGAUCUGCUCUAAACGUUGACGACAGCAUCAAACGCGGUGCUUCUAGGCACUUCAGUCAAACAUUGGGGGAUUCGACUACUUCUCACUGUAACUCGUCAAAGGGAAUAUGUUUACUUGGCGACUGCUGUCUGUCCUGCUGGUGUCUGUCCUCACCCAGUACACGCACAUUCGAGGCGAUACCGGUUCCGUCCUCAACACCCUCUUCAAGGACUUCUACGCCUGGCGCUUGGCCGACUCCAAGCAGCUUGUCACCUUCGUGGGGACGUACCACUUCAAUGACAGGCUCCAGUCGUUCAAUAUAUCACAGAUGAUCGAGAGACGUGAUAAAGCGAACAGCUUCCUAGUGGACCUUGAGCAGAUAGACCCAGCCGAGUUGGGUGACUCGGACGUGAUCAACUACAGGAUCUUCAAGGCUGUGUUGACCACCUACGUAAAAGGCUUCAAGUGGAGCAGAUUCGGGUUGCUGAACCCUGCGAACUUCCUGGAGAGUUUACACCUGGACCCGGUCCACGACGUGCAGACCACGCCCUUCCUCACACGCGGGGACUAUGAGAACUUCAUCGCACGUCUUCACAACAUUCCAUUCCAGCUCAGCCAGUAUAAAGAGCUGUACAGAACAGCAAUGACAAUAAACCGAACAUCACACAACGCGUCAGUGGAUCGUGUGCCGGGGCAGAUAGAGCGGCUGCUUGUGGACCCAGAACAGUCGGCCUUCUACCAACCAUUCACAGCACUUCUCGAAGAACUGCCAAUAGCUAUACAAGUCAAAAGGGAAUUAAGAGACAGGGCACACGUUGCAAUCCAAGGUGUACUCAGAGCAGCCCUUGUCUGGAAGACAUUCUUGGAAAAAGAAUAUAUCCCAAACACGAGACCAAAAUGGUGUGUGUGGUCCCUUCUCUUCGGAUUGGACUAUUACAAGACCUUUCUUGGUUGGCAUCUGUCAACAGACAUGAGCCCAGAGAGUGUUCACCAGAUAGGACUUCACGAGGUGGAGAGGAUCGUGGGGCUGAUGCAGAAUAUCAUGGAAAGACAGAAUUUUAGUGGAUCUGUUGCAGAGUACUUUGCGAUGUUGAAGAACGACACGUCAUUGCAUAUGGAAACAGAGGAGGAAUUACUGGAAGCAUACCAGAAAAUUAUCAAUGAGAGUGUGGAGCCAAGGCUGCCUGAAAUGUUCAUUAAUCUCCCUAAUCUACCAUUAAAGGUGGAGCCCAUGUCGUAUGAUGGUUCUGUGGCGCAAUACAUCCCUGGGUCCGCGGAUGGCUCAAGUCCCGGUACUUUCCUUAUCAAUCUGCAUCGACCACAAGAAACGGGGACGUACGUCAUGGUGCCUUUCACGCUUCAUGAGUCGAAACCUGGCCAUCAUCUCCAGAUCAGCUACGCGCUGAAAGCAAGUCUGCCUAGUUUCCGGCGCAAUACGGGAUUCCAAUUCCCCUACUACACAGCUUAUGUCGAGGGUUGGGCAACGUACGCUGAGUCCCUUGGAGAAGAACUUAACCUCUAUCAGUCCGACAUUGAACUCAUGGGCCGAUACAGUCUAGAAAUAUUCCGGGCUUGCAGACUGGUCGUGGAUACAGGCUUGCAUUAUUAUGGGUGGAACCGCGAAGACGCGAUCCAGUACAUGCUCAACUACACAUCCUUCUCCCGGGGGGACAUAACGAAAGAGGUCGACCGAUACAUCACGGGGCCAGGACAGGCAUGCGCAUACAAGAUUGGCGAAAUCAAAAUAAAAGAGUUACGGAAGAGAGCACAGGAUGCAUUGGGUGAGCUGUUUGAUAUCCGGGAAUUCCACUCCGUGGUGCUGGAGAACGGCCCCAUGCCUCUCACCAUCCUGGAGGAGAUCGUGGACGACUGGAUCCUGCACUACAGGCCCUCCACCGUGGAGGAGACGUGCACAGACGCCGCACACACACAGCACGUCUCUGUUCUUAUGUCUCUGUGUCUCAUCACACUGAGUCUAUCUUAGUGGCUGAGCGACUGGCUUCCCCGGCUGACAAGUGCUCACAAUACGAUUACCCUGUCUCCAUCUUACUCUGUUACUGUGAGGGUGACGGUCUGGUUUGUCCGCCCGUCACAUAAAAAGACAAUCUCGCCGUCUCAGACUGGGAAAAAACUACAUAGUACUGACAUCCUGCCAAGAGCUCAUAACAUGAGUCAUGCCCCUUUGGAAUAAUUGCAUCUCAUCACUGGUGAUAUAUGACGAUAUUAUAUUACUGCAAUAAAUACCAUUUGUUGCUUGGGAUACAAAUACUUAAAUGUUUGGAAACCACGCAGUCCAUGGCUCCAGGUGCAUGCCUCCCCCCUACUGGUAGACCUAUGCACGACUGCCGGAACUCUUCACGGCCACGCCUUAUCAAUACAAUCAGCGACGUCAGUUUGUGUACAGCCACAUGUUCCUGGACUCAUUCUUGUGUCUCUAUAUUUAUGCAAACCCACGUGAUGGCAUUGUCAGAAUCAUCAGGCCACCAUUGAAGAAACAAACAAGCGACAUUAUCAACCUUCUUCUUCUAUGCUUAAGGUUUUAUAAAGUUGUCAAAGUUCCACACUCAGCGGGCGAUCUUACGACAAGGCAGUUCGGGCGUCAGAGAGUUAUGGCGUGUGUUUGUGCAGUAAGUGCAUAAAGAUCGGUGGGUAGUCCAACUUUGUGUGUAAGUUAUACCAAAGUGGCUGUCAGAUAUAAUUAAUCCCACAACGAGUUGUUUCAAAACGUAUCUAACGAGUGAAAGCGACUGAGAUACGCGUGGAAACAACGAGUUGUGAGAUAAAUGGUAUCUGACAGACACGAGUGCAAGUAAUCUGUACUUAACCUAAUAUCGCACCUCUAUAGCAUCUAUAAUGCAUUUUGUCUCUUCUCAUGACCGCAGUGGCGCAUUACUACAUAACACAACGGUCAUGACGUGUGACGUCAUCCGACUUACUGCUUACUACGCAUAAAUAAUGUGACCCUACACAAAAAAGUUUACGCCAUAUCUGUGGAUUAUCAAGGCGAUGAUGAUAAUGCAAACUAGAUAUUAUCAAAGAACCCACUGAAUGCCGUGAUGGACCCGCGAAGAUCCGGGGUAGAACAGGUCUUGGGCAACCCAUUCUUGCUGGCUGUAAAAAGCGACUAUACUUGUCGUAAGGGGCGACUAACGGGAUCGGGUGGUCAGGCUCGCUGACU